UGACGUCUUUGUUCAGGUCCUUUUGUUCGGAUGUAAUUAUUUCAUUAUCUUGGUGCACACGAGUGCACGUUCAGUCCCAGGUCCGAGGUGCUGCCUUUCGGACGGGUCGGCGGCGUGCUCUGGUACUGGGAAGAUUGGUUGGAAAGUGGUUUCUCGUGUAGUUUGUGAUAUUCAGACUCUUGUACCACAAAGUUGCCGUGUACCUUUGCUGGAGGAGUGGCGAGGUAAGGCGACCUCGACUCCCGGACAGGCUAGCCUGCGGGUCGCACCGUGUCUUCGGCAUUCUUACGAGACCGUCAGACGACACCACCGGAGCGGUACAACUAGUGAGAUGAAGUCGACUCUGUUUGUGGUCCUUCUUGGGACGUACGGGGUUCUUGUGCAGGCCGGAGCAAACCCAAAUGCGAUGGGAUUUCAAAAUUUCGGCUCCAGGACUGUAGUUGAAUCUGACCACGAAUCUCAAACAUGCGAGCAUCAAACGCUGGAGAUCACCUGUAGUGGUCGGAUCAAAAUCGUCCGUGCCAGCUACGGCCGCUCUGACUGGACCACCUGCGCCAACAAUCAGCCAGUCCGAACCAUACAUUGUGACGCUGCAAGGAGUUUGGCAAUCAUGCAGGAACAAUGUGACGGACAAACCUCAUGUUCGGUGGAUGCUUCCAAUAGCGUAUUUGGAGAUCCUUGUGUUGGAACAUUCAAGUACUUGGACGUGGGAUGGAACUGUUUGGAAGAAACGGGGCCUCCGGACAACAUCUACAAGAAGUUCAUGCUGGGAUUUAUCCAGAAUUUUGUGGCUAACCGCCCUGCCGAACUGUUCAUCGCCCCGGCCGGAGACGACCCCGCCACCGUCACGGUUAACGCUCCGCACGUGAGCCACACAGAAACAGUGACAAUACAACCUAACAACAUACAGAUGCUUCAGGUGCCAGCCGCUAUCAAAAUGACGGAAGGAGGCGUUAGUAACCGUGGAAUUGAGAUCACAGCUGACGUCGAUAUUGUGGUGUAUGGUGUGAACAAAGAAGACUACACUACAGAUGGGUUCCUUGGCCUGCCCGAAGAUGUCAUGAGUACAGAGUACAUCGUCGCGUCGUGGGGGGGAACCAGGAGUAUCCCCGCAGAGAUAGGCGUUGUGGGUCUCGAGGACGGUACUGAGGUGACAGUGAACCCAACAGCCCCCGUGCGCUUCAACAAUCGAUACAAUGGUGCCAGCAGACUCACCUUCAACUUGGACAGGUUUGACGCAGCCCAGAUUGUGAGUUACUGGGGUGAUUUGACUGGCUCCAAGGUGACCUCCAACAAGCCUGUAGCUGUGUUCAGUGGACACAGGUGCGCUAACGUCCCGGCCGGGACUGGCUGGUGCGAUCACAUCGUGGAGCAGAUGACAGCCGUGACCACGUGGGGAAAGACGUUUGUCACCAUGCCCAUCGCAGGGAGAACUGGCGGCGAUAUCAUCAGGAUAAUCAGCUCUGUAGAUGGAACUGAAGUCAACGUUCAUGGACAAAGCCCACGAACGUUAAAUGAGGGGCGGUAUUUUGACAUCGAGACUUCCUCUAGUGACUAUCUGAGCAUCAGUGCUUCUGAACCAAUUCUGGUAGUGCAGUACAACAAAGGCCAAGCGGCAGACGGGGUUCAGACUGACCCGUUCAUGAUGCUCAUCCCACCUGCGGAGCAGUACGAUUCCAGAUACACUCUCGGCACGGUGGACUCCCCGACCAACACUUACACCACUUAUAUAGGUGUGGUCAUUAAAACGGCUGAGCGCGAUGGCAUAAGACUGGAUGGCUCUGGGAUCACCCCAACUUGGACGGAGAUUCCAGGCAGUGACUACUCAGCAGCGGCCGUUCAGAUUGCCCAGGGAACCCACAACGUGCGGCACACCAACCCGACAUCCGUCUUCUCCGUGUACCUAUAUGGCCAUACCCCUUAUGAAUCUUUUGCAGCCAUUGGAGGGAGUCGGCUAUAUUUCUACGGGGACCCAUGUGACCCUACGGAAACUGUUUCUGGAGACGGGGUUGACAAUGACUGUGACAUGAAGGUCGACGAGGAGUUACGAAACGGGCUAGACGACGACGGCGACGGUCUUGUUGACGAAGAUUUGGCCUCAGAAGAAGGAGAUGUGGACGAAUGUGCUGAGAACACCCAUGACUGCGACGCCAACGCAGACUGCACCAACACGCACGGGUCCUACACCUGUCAGUGUAGACCCGGAUACACUGGGGACGGUCGCACCUGCGUCAUCGGUGAGGGCGUAUGUAAGUGCAACGGUGACACCCAUUGUUACACCUUUGACUCCCGACGGCACGACUACCAAGGUAUCUGCGAGUACAUCCUGUUUGAGACAGAUGGGUCCGGGGACUUACCAGCCCUCUCAGUCUACAUCUCAUUGGAACACAGGAAUGGAAGGACCCAUGUAUCGUACGUGUGGAAAGUGUCCCUCCUCAUCUAUGGAGUGAGAUUGGAUGUCCUACUGGCAAACAAGGUCCUGCUGUUGGAUGGCUCAAGAGUUAAUCUUUGCAGCACUCUUCCACACGGACUGACUGCGAGGUUUCGUGGGAGAGGUGUUAUUAUAAGGACCUCUUUUGGAAUGACCAUAAAGGUUUUUGGAAAAAGUGGUGUAAAGCUGAACGUGCCGGGCACAUAUCGUGGUACUUCCAGAGGCAUCUGCGGCAACUGGAACGGCGAUGCGAGUGAUGACAACCUGAAGCCCGAUGGGACAGCAGCAGCUAAUACACCUGAAUUCGGAGAUAGCUGGAUUUCACCAGCCGACUGCGGCACGACAACAACCCCAGUCGACCCGACCGAUGGUUGCGACAUCGCGAGGAUGGAAGCGCUCUGUAACCUCAUCCGUGACGCUGCAGGUCCGUUUGCAGCAGGUCAUGGCUCCAUAACACCAACUUCCAUAUUUGAAGACUGUGUGUACGAUACGUGCGCAACAGAUGGAAGUCCAGAUGAGGUUUGUGAAGCGGCUGCCUUUUAUGGUCUUGAGGUCCAGCUGGCAGGGGCAACUGUAUCAGUUUGGAGAACUGAAGUAUUCUGCCAACCAAACUGCCCCGUCAACAUGCAUUACCAACUCUGCGGGACGGCAUGCCCGGCUACCUGUACAGACACCGGCGCACCUGACGCGUGCGCGCAGCCCUGCAUGGAGGGAUGUUUCUGUGACGAGGGUUACGUGCUGUCUGGUGAUACCUGCGUGUCGAUUUUUGACUGUGGGUGCAUCCACGAUGGAUUCUACUACGAUGUGGGAACUACUUGGUUCACGGCAAACUGUGCGGAGCAGUGUACCUGUAACGCCAAAAACGACCUAACCUGUGAGCCUGUAAGCUGCCACGCCGACGCGUUUUGUGGCGCACAGGAACAAGUCUUCGGCUGCCACUGCAACGAGGGCUUCGUUGGCGACGGAAUUGAAUGCAGGCCACCGGGCCGCUGUCCGGCCGGGUGGACGGAGUACGGGCUGUCGUGUUUCCAGGUGGUGCAGACUGAGGUCACCUGUGACGAGGCCGGACCUUCAGCAGCAGCCAUGGAUGCCAGACUGGCUAUCAUACGGGACGAGGCGAUGCAUACGUUUGCUGCUGGAUUGAUGAGUGCUGUAAGUGAAAGUGCGACCUACUACAUCGGUUUGAGCGACCGGGUGUUGGAGCUAGCUUUCUAUUGGUCCGACGGCUCGUACCUGAGGUCCUACAACAGAUGGGGGGCUGGGUACCCUGGCGCUUGGGACCGGGACAACAACUGUGUCUUCUACUACUUCGCCAACGGUGCCUGGUGGUGGCGUGUAGGGGGAGGAUCGAUGUACUGCCUGGUCGAGCGUUACUUUUUCUGCCCAGAGGGUUGGCACAUGUGGGGCGGCAGCUGCUACUAUGCCUUCUCCUUCUCAUAUUCGUGGGACGAAACAUGGACGUUCCUGAACUCAGCCGAGAACUAUUACUCCAGCAUUGUGAUGAUCAACAGUCAGGAGGAGAACGACUAUGUCUACGACAUGGUUGGAAAUGGGUACCGAAUCGGCGCGUAUAGACGGAACGGUUACUGGUACUGGAGGUGGUGGUACCGGUGGUACCGCUAUUACUGGUGGUACUACAUCUACUGGUUCAACUGGCAGCCUGGAGAUCCUAACAAUGGUGGGGACUGUGCCGUGUUCAGUCCACAAGGUUUUUGGGAAGAUGACGAUUGUACCGGCGGUCGACCAUUCUGUGCUGAGAUGGAUAUAAAUGAGUGUAAUUCGAACCCAUGCGGUCCGAACUCCCGGUGUAUCAACCACCCUAACGGCUACACGUGUGAGUGCAUCCCGGGCUGCAUGGGAGAAGGCUGCAGAGCAUCCGGAAACUGCUGGGUUGUGACCGGCUCUCACUACUUCCAGUUCGACGGCAGCAGAGUGGACUUCCUGGGCUCCUGCAGCUACGUCCUGGCCCGGUACACAGGCAGCUCGGGACGGCUGACCAGAUUCUCGGUGACGUCAGGGAACGAGUACAGGGACGGGUUCACGGACGUGCCGUACCUGAGCUGGGUCUCCCUGUCUGUGGACGAAACCACCAUCACACUCCGCAGGGGAGGUGCUGUGGAGUUUAAUGGUCGACCAAGGAACACUCCAUUCUACGUUGGACGCACGAUGGCGGUGAGGCGCUCGGGAUACUUCGUUCGGAUAUCCACCACCUUUGGUCUGCUUGUGGAGUAUGAUGGCGAUCGUGCUGUUCACGUGGAGCUGAGUUCGGACUAUGGUAACGCCGUGGAAGGCAUGUGUGGAGACUUCAGCGGAGACGAUACCGGGGAUUUGGAGAAUCCUGACGGGGCUGAUGCUGGCAAUGCGGCGGCUUUUGGGGACAGCUGGCGUUCAGACGGAUGUCCGAGUGGAACCCCGAAUGUGUACCCAUGGGACGGAUGCGACACCAGUCCAUACGCUAGUACCUGCAGUAUAAUAACUGACACCGCUGGCCCCUUCGGUCCAUACCUUCAAGCACUCUUCGCCAACACGGUUUAUGAAGCUUGCCUGUUGGACCAGUGUGUCUCGAAUGGCGACGACGACCAGAGAUGCUCCAACAUUCAAACCUUCGCAGCCAUGUGUUCUUCUGUGGGCUGGGUGGCCGUGGACUGGGCAACUCCUGCAUCUUGUUCUCGCGACUGCCCUGCCAACAGCCAGUUCGAGACCUGUGCACCGAUCUGCCAGAGCACGUGUGCCGACUCGGAACCACAGCAAUGCGGGCGGUGUCGCGGGUCUUGUGUCUGCGACGAAGGUUUCGUGCUGAGCGGGAACGAAUGCGUUCCCCUGAGCGACUGUGGUUGUACAGAUGACAAUGGCGUCUACUACUCGAACAACCAAGUUUUCACGGACACAGACUGCUUGAGAAUCGGCACAUGUGCCAACGGCGAGAUAACCUACACGGACCUGACCUGUCAUGACUACGCCUACUGUGGCACCUAUGAGGGCGUGUAUGGAUGUCACUGCGAGAGCGGCUACAUAGGAGAUGGAGUGACAAGCUGUUCACUUGAUCCCGGAGACUGCCCAGAUGGGUUCGUGCCAUAUGCGUUCUCCUGUUUCAAGGUGACCACAGAUACAAAAUCCUAUGAAGACUGUGCCGCAGAGGCUGCAGCCGCUUCUGUAAACGGUACUGGAAGACUCGCCCUCAUCUCGGACCAGGGCACCCAUGACUUCGUGUCAACUCUUGUAUCCAGUGCCAAUGCUCACUGGUUUGGCCUCGACGACAGGAAUGUCGAGGGCCUGUUCACCUGGAGUGAUGGGUCUUACCUGGGUGCCUUCAACCUGUGGGGUUCUGGUGCACCUGGUGGUAAUGGCGACUGCGUGUCCUACCCUGCCGGUGCCUCCACAUGGCAGGACGCAGACUGUAGUGAUAAUGCAGCCUGCAUCAUCGAAAUACGUAACCCUUGUCCCUCUGGCUGGGUUGAGCGGCGGGGAUGGUGCUACAAGUACUUCCAAGGUGGCCGAAACUACGAGGGCGCUGGAGAGAAAUGCCUCGAAAAUUACGGCUCCGUCAUCACUACUAUCGCGGACUUCGACGAAAACACGUUCGUGUUGAACAAAGGCGGCCCUGGGUGGGUGUCAGGGGACGCGGGAUUCACGGGAUUCGAAGAUGAUGAUGACGACGAAGAGGGUUGCCCCUAUCAAUACCUCAGCUUUGGUGGCCAACAAGCCCAGACCGCUAUGGCAUGUGAACAUAGUGACCUGACUCUGACCUGCAGCGAGGGUUACGAAGUGGCCAUCGAGUCUGCAAACUAUGGCCGAACAGAUGGAACUACGUGCCCACACCAGGCCAUGUCAGACACCAACUGUUUGGAGCCUAACAGUGUAGCCAUAGUCAGGGCACCCUGCAGGGAUAGAUCGACGUGUACCAUCUCAGCUAGCAACAGUGUUUUUGGAGACCCGUGUUACGGAACCUACAAGUACCUAACAGUAGAGUUUUUCUGCAGGAAGAAGUCGGGUCUGUGGCGAAGGGAAUCAUGCCAACGGUGGCUUCCAUACACGUGUGAACUUGAUGUUAAUGAAUGUGCGAGCGGUGAUAAUGACUGUGACGACAACGCUGUGUGCAGCAACACUCCCGGCAGCUACACGUGCGCCUGUAAGAUAGGAUACACGGGAGAUGGCAUCAGCCCGGACAGUGGAGGCAGAGGAUGUGUCUCCCGCGGUCUCUGUACUGUUAGGGGGAACACGCACGUGAAUACAUUUGAUGGCCAUAGCUUUACAUACAAUGGAAAAUGCUAUUACAACUUGGCAGCAUUCUCCCAAAGAGUCGACGAUCUGACGAGAUGGCGGGUGGAGGUCAGGCUGAAGUCUCGCACCAACAGUUUGUCAUCAUCUAUUGACGAAGUAUAUAUCUACAUAGCCAACAAUGUCUACAGGUUCCUUCGGAAUGCUCCAGAAUAUAGCCGUUUUCCAAGGUGUAUGAGGAACAGAAUGGCCCAGAAUACACCAAACUACUUCGUCACCAACUAUGAUCCACGAAUCCAGAUUCACCAACGCGGAUUUAACUUUCAGUUAUCAACAGAAUUUGGACUAGUUGUCUCAUUCAACAUGAACCACCGCCUACAAAUUGUGAUUCCAGAAGCGUACAGAAAUGCAGGGGUGGCGGGCCUGUGUGGUAACUUUAACGGAGAUCAGAACGAUGACCAGACGACCAGUGGUGGCACCUUAGAAUCAGACGUGGUGACAUUUGCGGACAGUUGGAAUUCCCGACCAACCCAGACAUACUGUACAGACCCGACUCCGCCGACGACUCCGCUGGAUGGAUGUGACACCUCUCCGUUCACGAGUCUGUGCGAGGUGCUGACAGAUACCUCCGGACCUCUCGCUGCUGGCCAUGCCUUUGUGCAACCUCAGCCUGCAUAUCAGCGUUGUCUGUAUGACUUGUGCGCCGAGGGAACUGACUUCGUCUGUGGCGUGUACCAAGCCUACGUAGAAGACUGCGUCGCGUUUGGAGCAAGCUUUGGUGACUGGAGGACUCCCACAAACUGCCCGUACACCUGCCCAGAGAAUAGCCAUUAUUCCGUGUCCACAAGCCCGUGCAGGGCGACCUGUGCUGAGCCCGAUGCUCCCGCCUCCUGCUCAGUCCCUAACACAGAAGGCUGUGAGUGUGAUGAUGGGUACAUCUGGUCAGGCGAAGCGUGCGUGCCGUACCCGUCAGGCUGCGGCUGUCUUUUUGAUGGAACCUACCUUCAGCUUGACGAAUAUCGGGUGGUAGGAGACUGUGAGAUCGUGUGUCAUUGCUCAGCCCCCAAUGUGCAUACUUGUGAAGUACACGGAUGUAGCGAGAACGGGUUCUGCACGACUAGGGCAGGCCGCCGACAGUGUGUAUGCAACGAAGGCUUCAUAGACAACAGCGAACGUCAAGACGGCACUAUUUGUGAAUGGAACGCUUGUGAACCUGGCUGGGAGUUCCACGGCAGUUCAUGCUACCAAAUCCCUAGAAGACGCCAGAACUUUGCCAGAGCUAUUCGGUACUGCCAGAGCCUUCAUCCACAAGCUAUCCUCGCCAGAGUGCAUGACCAGGAGACACAUGACUUCCUCAUAAAGCUGAUACAGAAGACGGGGAAAACAAGGUUCAAUUUCCGGACUGGCCUGAGUGCUGAUAUUGUUCCCGGCAUCUAUCGGUGGUCGGACCAGUCCCCGUUCGGGGAUUUCAGGCCUUUCGUAGACGGUGAACCAGGAAACGCACCUCCGAACAAAAUCUGCGUCAGCUUUGCCCCUAGCAGCGGGCGAAACGCUGGCAAAUUGGAGUCUGUGUCUUGUUCGGGCGGACACCUGUUUGUGUGUGAACUCCCGCGAGUUUGCCCAGCACUGUAUCUUGCACAGGAACGGGUGGAAGGGGAGCCCUGGCUCUGCGAAAAGAUAAACUGUACGGACUUUGACAACUGUAAUGAAACGGCAGUCGAUAUUGAUGAAUGUGCAAUUGGAGAACAUGAUUGUCACCCCGAGGCAUUCUGUCUGAACAACCAUGGGGGUUAUACCUGUGAGUGCAUGCCGGGGCGAGUCGGUAAUGGCACACACUGUCAACAGGCUGCUCUGUGCCAGAUAUCAGGCGAUCCAAACUACAUGACCUUCGACGGAGCGACUUAUAGAUUCCAAGGAGCCUGUAAAUACACCAUGGUCAGCUAUGAUGCGUUGAGAGGCAGAGAGUUUACGGUAGAGGUGGGUAACGAGCACCGUGAGCACGAUACCUCGGCCUACGUCAACUACGUCUCAGUGACGUUUGAUGGACAUACGGUGGAACUUCUCCGCGGACGAGGACUCAGGGUUGAUGGCAUUGUCCAUAACAUACCAGCAAGAGUCAGUCGUAAUCUUGAGGUGAAGUUCUUCGGGAACUAUGUCCUAGUGACAACAGCAACCGGUCUCAGAGUCAUAUACGAUGGAUGGCAUCUAGUCCAGGUAAAACUGCCGUCAGAUGACUUCCUGGGUGAAGUGAGUGGUCUGUGUGGCAACUUUAACGCGGAUCCCGAAGAUGACCUUGAGAAGCCGGACGGCACCCAGGCUGCGUCAGUUGCCGAGUUCGGGGAAAGCUGGCUGACAUCAGACCAAGAUGCGGCCAGCUGCGUGACUCCUGAAGGAGACCCUCUGGACGGCUGCGAUGUUGAAGCAGCAGAAACCCGCUGUGCUAUCUUGCUGGAUCCGGAUGGACCAUUUGCCAAUGGUUUUGAUACAAUCGACAACGGGGUUUAUUUUGAGGCCUGUGUCCGUGACCUGUGUGUGUACGCGGAUGUGCCCGAUGAUACCGUCCGGUGUUUUGAGUUGGCAGCCUACGCUGCCAUAUUGAGUGAGGCACAGGUGACUUUACCACCCUGGAGAAGCGAGAGUCUAUGCCCCUUAACCUGUGGAGAGAAUGAACAUUACGAUCCCCACGCCACCCUUUGUACACCAACGUGCGCGGAGCCGAACCCGGGACCAUGCGUGUUCCCGACCCGGCCGAGAUGUGUGUGCAAUGAAGGUUACCUACGAAGCGGUUUAGAGUGCGUUCCCGUUGACCAGUGUGGAUGUUGGGAACGAGGCUAUUACUACAAACUUGAUGUACCAUGGUACGACAAUGGUUGCCGAGCAUGCGGGUGUGGGAAAAGGCCGGACGGUACCGCGGUGAUCGGGUGCCGGGCAACAACCUGCCACAACCAAGCCACCUGUGGGCUGAAGGAUGGCGUGCAGGGCUGUCACUGUAAUGACGGGCUGUUCGGAGAUGGGGUUGAUGUCUGCGCACCUGAACCACCGCAGUGCGAACCUGGCUAUACUCUCGUGAACGGACGGUGCCUCCUUGUAGAAGAGCGCGGAUGGACGUACAGCGAGGCCCGGGCAGAGUGCGCAGCUGUAGGCGGCCGCUUGGCUGUGGUCAACUCGGAACAUCUUCACGAGCUCGCUGUGAAAAUAAAGAACAGGAUCAGCGCAAAACAUAACUUUUGGAUAGGGUACAAUGACAUUGAUGUCGAGGGCACGUUUGUGGGAGAAGACGGCCUGGCGCUGGGCAGCUGGAACAAGUGGACCCCGACCGCCCCACACGAGGACGGUCCGGACUGUGUCCUGUACCUGUCAGACCGGGACCACGCCUUCCCGAACAUGUGGUCGGACAGAGACUGUGAGACUCGUCACGGCUACCUCUGUGAAAAGGAGGUUGACGAGUGCAGCAAUGCAGACUGGAAUGACUGUCACGUAAAUGCGCAAUGCUAUAACACCUACGGGAGCUACAGGUGUCGCUGCAAUGUGGGCUACAUUGGCGAUGGCAUAAACGAGUGUUUGGGGUACGCAACAUGCCGGAUUCAUGGAUCUGGCCCGUACUUCAUCUCGUACGAUGGUCUGGAGACAGUCUACCGCGGUGGGUGCGACAUCAUCGUCAGUCGGUACACAGGCAAUGAUCCAAAUCUGGAGCAGUUUUCGGUGAUUGUGCACAAAAAACGAGCUGAUGAAGGAAAUUCCAGGACCUUUCAGGUGUGGUCGGCCACAUUCGUCGUCUACGGAAUCACAAUUCAGUUUUUCGAAGACCGAGUUGUCUGGGUCAACGGGAUCUUGACUUAUCCUGGCUGCUCACCCUCCGACCUUCAUGAGGACAUGUACAUUUACUCCAUCGCUACGGGUGUUGUUAUCCGCACCAGUUUCAUGCGGGUCAUGCUUAGAGGAAAAAGCAAGCUGUACAUCACGGUGUCCGAUGCGUACGCCGGGGUUCUAGACGGCAUGUGCGGCGACCUGAACGGUGACGUAUCAAACGACAACAACAAACCAGAUGGGACAGCUGCUGCUGAUGACAAUGAACUACACAUCAGUUGGGCUGUGGACUCGACCUUGUGUCCUAUUCCGGAUGACCCAAAUCCCGCGUGUGAAACUCCUGAUGAGCAAACGGCUGCUGAGGCAAUAGCGUUCGCGCUAAACCAGGCGGACGUCGCAAGCCCACUUGCGGCGUGCUUUUCAGCGGUAAACCCUGUUCCGUACUUCCUCCAAGCCGUGACGGAUCUCUGCAAUCAUGACCUGGAUGUUUCCUAUUUCUGUGACAUCGCUUCGUCAUAUGUAUUUGCCUGCAAUGCGAAAGAUAUUCAACUCGGAAACUGGCGUGUUCCAACCGAUUGCCCAUUGCCGUGUCCGCAGAACAGCCAUUAUGAGUCCUGCAUGCCAGCGUGCCCUGCUACAUGCAGGGAUAGGGACGCACCCGACUCUUGUGGAUUGCCAUGCAUCGAGGGCUGCGCGUGUGACGAAGGCUUCGUCCUUGGAGGAAACAAGUGCACCGCGGAGGCAGAAUGUGGCUGCACUUAUGGUGGAUACUGGUACCCGGUUGGUUACACGUGGGUCGAACCCGGCUGCACGAGGAAAUGUAGCUGUACGGCCUACGACGACUGGGUCUGUGAGGAUAUGACCUGUGAAGGCCACAUGUACGAGUGUAACGUCGUGGAUGCGGAAUUAGGCUGCAACUGCAAACAAGGAUUCGUGUUCAAUGAAGACACGCAAGAGUGUGAAGUUCCCCCGUGCCCUGAAGGAUGGAUCAAGUUUGAAGGUGCCUGUUAUCAGAUCUUCAACCAGGAGAGGACCUGGUUGGAAGCCCGGGUGAAAUGUAUGGAGUGGGGGGCAACUCUGGUGACGAUCAAACGCCCAUCUGAAGCAAUAUUCAUCAACGCCCAGUGGGGCGGAUGGAGGAGGAAGUAUUGGAUUGGACUAAGUGAUCUGGAUGACGAUGGAGAGGACGGCGAUUUCGAGUGGGCAGAUGGAGCGGCGAUCCAGUGGGAAAACUGGUACAGGAACGAACCGGAGUUCACACAGACUGACGGGGAAGGCAAUAUCCAGCGCUGUGGAGUGAUCAUGCCUGACAAUCGUACGGAUGAGGGGCUUUUAGCAUGGCGAACAGACUUCUGCUACGAGUUGAAGACUUACAUUUGUGAGAGAGAUCUUGAUGUGGAUGAGUGUGAGAAUGGUGUGGCAGUGUGUGAUGAGAACGCCUACUGUGUGAACACACCGGGGUCCUACAAAUGUAUCUGCAAACCUGGCUUCACUUGGGACGAAACGUUUCAGAUAUGUCAAAAGUUUGGACGUUGCCAUGGCAAUGGCGAUCCUCACUUCCAUACGUUUGACGGCAUGACGGUCGACUUCAUGGGCGUCUGUACCUACACACUGUCCAGGACCACUGACAACAGUGUCACUCCGUUCGACAUCAGGACCCGACACGGCCGGAGGAGCGGCAACACUGCCGUCUCCUUCAUCGAUACACUGAUUGUACAGGUCUACAGUGAUGAGAUUGUUUUCCAACGGAGAGGUGGAAUCUACGUAAACGGGCCUCCUGUGAGUCUACCGGUAACACUAAGCUCCGGGGUAGAAAUCUUCAAGUCUGGUCUUCAUAUAAUGAUGACAACCCCAUUUGGACUCCAAGCUGGAUACGACGGAAAAGACAAUGCAUUCGUUGUCCUUCCUGCCCCCUAUAUGAACAAGGUCACUGGUAUUUGUGGAAAUUUCAACCUCAACAAGAAUGAUGACUUUUUAAAGGCGGACGGCACGCUUGCUACAAGUCAGAAUGAGCUAGGAGACAGUUUCCUGAGGGGCCAGGACAUCUGUGUAACGACUGUAGAUGACCCCCGCGCGGACUGUGACAUCUUCGCAAUGUCCGCCCUGUGCUCGGUACUGACCGAUCCUUCCGAGGCCUUUGCACCCUGUCACGACACCGUGGAUCCCGAACCCUUCUUUGACAACUGUGUGUACGACCUGUGCGCCUAUGAUGGGGACACCAGGUGGCUGUGCAAUACUGCCAAAGCCUACGUGGAUGCGUGCAUGGCUGCUGGGGUAGAGAUCUGUGACUGGCGUUCAGACUCCUUCUGUGAAAAGCAGUGCACUCGUAACGCUCACUACACGGGAUGUGAGGCGGGAUGCCCGGCCACCUGUUCUAACCCGUCCGCUCCAGACCAGUGCGGGGUGAGGGCGGAAGGCUGCGUGUGUGACGACGGGUUCUACUUCAGUGGGACCGUGUGUAUUCCGCUGGCUGAGUGUGGCUGCACGGAUGACAGCGGCUAUCACGAAGUUGGUCCAAGGUGGGUUAUUGGCGCUUGCGCACGAGGCUGUAGCUGUGACUCCCCGAACUCAGCUCCAAACUGUGAGGACUGGGGAGAAUGUGCGGACGUGGGCGGAGCGUGUAGAGUCCAGGCAGAUGGGAUUCCGGGCUGCGAAUGCAUCCCUCCGUACACUGGGGACGGCGUAACGUGUGAACCACCGGCAUGUGACGAAUACUGGGAGCUGUACAAUGGCAACUGCUACCGGUACAGCACCCGUCGUGAAGACUACCCGAGCGCCCAGGCUACAUGUGCAGGAUGGGGAGGGACCCUGUGCACACCCAAGAGUCAAGCCGACCAAGACUUCUUGAUUCAGUUGGUCAGGUCAACUGUGGACCAAACAGCAUACAUCGGGCUGGAUGACGAAGAUACAGAGGGUUCGUGGACAUACGUGGACGGGACGGCCUUGGGAUCAUACAGUUAUUGGACUCCAGAUACGACCAAGUAAGACUG
Branchiostoma floridae (Florida lancelet) is the source of this 13446-nucleotide messenger RNA. RefSeq names its product IgGFc-binding protein-like. Gene Ontology annotation, molecular function: calcium ion binding; carbohydrate binding. The transcript has 86 exons. Lineage: Eukaryota; Metazoa; Chordata; Leptocardii; Amphioxiformes; Branchiostomatidae. Bases 332 to 13441 code for a protein of 4369 amino acids. The record is from RefSeq and is a predicted model, not a curated record.